UACCGGGUUGGUUGCGCAUGCGCGGCGGACUUUGAAGUCCUUGAACUAGGACAGCCGGUGGCGGAAUGUGGCGGAUUCCGGGAGCCCUGGCCAGGGCUCUGAACCGCUUCCAUGCUGUGAACAUCCAAGGUUGUGUGCGUGGUCAGGCAGAUGCUUUAGGUCCGUCAUCCCUGAUUCCAUUUGGACAGAAUGCCGGUGGCAAAAGUUCCACGCUGCACUCUUAUGAUCCUAAGGGCAAUCAUAAUGGGCAUGACCAAAAGAAAAAAGGGACAUAUAAAUCCUGUGCUGGACAGCUGCGACAACACAUCUUGAUAGAUGCUUUUGGAUGGGGGGCCAUAGCUGUGUUUUUCCUGCAUUUGGCCCGACAAGUGUCAUAUCAGAAAUCAACUCCUGGUGUAUCUCCAGAACACCGGUGCCCUCGAAAGUUUAUAAAACACAUCCUCUGCUCUCUCUCACAGAACCAAGAUCCCUUUGUGAAGCAAAGCAUUAUACCAAACAAAGUCAAGGUUUCUGUCUGGAAUGACACUCAAUUGCAAGAUGAUACGGUUGAUGAUACUCCUUCUUUAAAUUCGCCCCCAAUCUUGGCUUCUGGAUAUGAUACUCUUCAUUUUUCUAUUGAUCAAGCUGAAUCACGGGUUGAUCUCGGCUCACCAUCCACACCUGAGAAAAUAGCUGAUAGCAACGAGCCCACUGUACAUCCCAGCCAGCAGAUUGUGGACACUGGGAGAGAUCCAGAGGAGUCUGUGGAGUUUGCAGCAUCCAGGUUGUUAGAUGUUGCAGAGACCAGUUUCCCAGUGGUGCUGAACAUUUUUGGAAUUGUCAAUGCGAGGAAUGGUACUGACUACCAAACUGCCUUUUACUUCUUCCAAGAAUCAGCAGAGAAUGGUUACAGCAAAGCUCAAUACAACACAGGGGUGUGUUAUGAGCAAGGAAAAGGUGUGACCAAGAACAUGGCCAAAGCAGCAGAAUAUUAUUUACUAGCAGCUAACAGUGGACAUAAUAGAGCUAAAUAUCGUUUUGCUCGCUACCUCUUACGUGAUGGAGUCAAAGUUCGACCAGAAGACGUGCAGACUGCUCUACGAAUGCUAAAAGAAGCUGCUCAGGCUGGUCUCAAAGAGGCCCAAGCCUACUUAGGAGUUUUCUACAGUAGGGAACCUUAUCGAGAUCUUCAAAAAGCAAUAACUCACCUGGUUAUGGCAGCUGAAAAUGGGGAUGUUCAAAGUAGGUAUUAUCUUGGAGUCUGUUAUGAAAAAGGAUUUGGGGUCCCAGCCAGCAAGCAAGAGGCUCUAUUGCAUUAUGAAAAAGCAUCAAAAACAGGUCAUGGGCCAGCACAGCAGAAGCUGCUUGAGAUUACUGCGGAGCAAGCACAAGGAACGAGUUCUACUUCUGUCAGUCUCAAGACAGCUGCUUCCAGCCCUUGCCUUCCUGUUUUGGAGAGUUUGAGAAAUCUGACCAGAACCAGCAGCAGAUAUUCAGCAAACAGAACACACAGCCUGGGUCUGCUUCACUCAAUGAGCACCGGAAAUCUUUUGGCAAUGUCUCCACAAGAUGGCAAUAGCUACAUCCUUGCACCAAAAAAUAUUUCACUCCCACUGGCAUCUCUUAGAGCAAUUGGGGUUGGAUGAAACGUUUCAUCUGUGGCUGGUCUAAGCACCCUCAAAAUGUCAGCGGAAGAAUGAGUAUGCUAAAUUGUUUACAUACUCACAACCUUAUGAACUGUCUCAAUACUGUUCGUUUAGGAUAAAUGUCGUUUUUGAAUGCCAUAAGUCUUUGGCUUCAAUAUCUGCAUACCCUCUCCAUUUGAAUGCAUCUUUAUACAUUACAACUCUAAAGCACUUUUACACUUAAAUAAUGUAUAUUUUAUAUUAUAGCACUUGUUCAAAUGGGAUUUAAAAUACGGUAUAAAGUAUCAGCAAAUAGGUAUUGUAGUAUUGCUUUACAAACCGGUAUUGUGCUGUUUUUGAGAAAAUUAAUACCAUUUUGUCAUGUGUUUGACUGUGUGGCAUCGUAGCUCAGUUACAGGCAACCUUAAAUGCCAGUUAUUCACCAUGGGAAAUAUUGUUGGUGAAAAUCUGCACUGCCAGGUUAGGUUUCAAUGCUACACCUGUACUUCUCAAAGGAAAAAAACAUACUUAAUACUACUGUCUACUUGUGCAGUUGUAGAAGACACAAAAUAUCACAGAUGAUCAGAAUGGGCCUGGAACAUGUGUAUGUUGGUGUUGUGUAUGGAACAGAGUAAAAUCACUUGCCUAAGCCUUUGCAUUUGUGUCCCUUCCAUCCUGGUUGCCAUAAUAGGAGGGGUGCUUUAGGCUACUGGCCAGUAUUUCUAAUUCUAAAACAAUGCACACUGGAUUGCAGUGUAAGUUUAGUAAGAUAACCAACUUUAUUAAAGUUGAAUGUGAAUAUUGUUGCAGAGGUUAGCCUUUCUUAAAGGGUCUUUGUAUACACCAUAAACAUGUUUGCAUUAUUGCCAGGAUCGUAGUUUCUAAAAACAGUUGGGUAUAGAACAGCCUCCUACGCUGAAAAUCAAUAGAAUUCCUAGUUCCAGUCUUACGUAUCUAUUUGUACGUAUUUGGUGUGUGUCAGGAUCUCUCUCUAAGUAGAGAUUAAUGGAAAGGAUUUGUCUCUAGAGAGAGGAAGUGUAGCCUGCAGGCGUGUAUGGACCUGUCACUCUGACAAUCUCUACAGAACAUAGUCUAGUGCAUAAAAAUGUGCAUUGAAUUGUGUAUGCAAAGCAACUCUAUUCAUCCUAAGUGAUGUGUGGAACUGCUCCUUGGUGAAAACUAGUUAUCCACUUUAGCCCUAGCUGUGUGAGAGUUAAUGGGAUAAAAUCAGAACCCAAAGGCUAGAAUGCGAGGCUCGUAAUUGGUGGGUCCUCUUUCCAGUGUGAGUAGCAUUUGCCUGAACCUGCAGCAACUUUAAGUUGCUCAGCUUCAGAUAUCUCACUUUCACCCUCUUUAAACUUUAUUUCUAAUGCAUAAACCAUGUAAUACAUUUUAAAAAGGGGUCAUUUUGAACAUUGUUUUCCUUUAAUACAUUGUUGGGUCUAACUUUUCUUUUUUUUGUUUUUUUUUUUAAGGUUAAUGCAGGCUGUCUUUUUAGGGUAAAAGUUGAUAACCAAAGAAGUAUUUGUCGUAAGUGGAAUUUUAACUCUUCAGUGCCUGUGAGAUAAUUGCCUUGGUCAUUGUGGCCUACACAGGGUCUGAGUAGACCUAGAUGGGAUGAGGUCUCAUUGUCUAAAUGGGGAGAGCGAAAUGCCACUUACCUUUUUUGGUCCAUUUUGAAAAGUGAGUUUAAUUUGGAGACAAAGCAAAUCUGAAGACUUUUCAGGGGUUCAUUUGUAAGCUACAGAGAUCUGAGCAAUUAUUAAACACAAUACGCACAUUGUAUAUAAAUAGCAGAAUUUGCUAAAACACAUGUACUAGUCUUCGCACUGUCUAUUUUGUUCUGGGCCCCUGUGAGUUUUAGAGAGUUGUGCUAUGGAUUGCUUAAAAAGACCUUAUGUAACAUUAAGUGCAGUACACAUUAGUAGCGUGCAGACUUGUCGCAAGCUCCUCAAAUGGUUCAAGCCUGAAAUAAGUUAUGGUCAUUAUUCAGUGGCAUAAUGGAAACACAAUAAAUCUUCUAAUAUGAAUUUGUUCCUUGCAA
Molecule: messenger RNA, 3648 nt
Organism: Pelobates fuscus (common spadefoot toad)
Lineage: Eukaryota; Metazoa; Chordata; Amphibia; Anura; Pelobatidae
Gene: DELE1
Product: DAP3 binding cell death enhancer 1
Exons: 12
Coding region: 66-1625 (519 amino acids)
Biological process (GO): extrinsic apoptotic signaling pathway via death domain receptors
Cellular component (GO): mitochondrion
Molecular function (GO): protein binding
Source: RefSeq, a predicted model, not a curated record